AGAAAAGGUAUCGAGUAUUUAUUAAUAUUCGCUAGCAUCGUUUCGCCACUACUUAUAAACUUGUUUGUAUAAGCGUAAAAAUUCAUAAUUUCUUAAUACGACUAAGAAUAUGUCACUGAUGCCGGGACCAUUGGCGCAGAAUGCUAUCGAACCGAUGCAAGUGGACGCACCCAUCGAAGACAAUGACAACAAUGAGGAACAGCAGCUGAUUGUUGAGAAUCCUUCACUUGAUCUCGAAGUGUAUGCAAAUUCGUAUACGGGGUUGGCUACGUUAUACCGUCUAAAAUUUGUGGCCGAUGUGUGCCCAACACUUCGUGUCGAGGCUCUAAAGAUGGCUAUUAAACAUGUAAUGACAACUUACAAUGUUAGCAUGUACCAGUCUCUGCACAAAAAAUUAUCAGAACUAAGUGCUGGUGGCUCUGGUCAAGCUAGCGGAGCUGCUGGCUUACCUGAUGUUGCUGCUCAAUCGGCUGCGCAAGCUGGUGGGGCUGUCGGUGGUGUAGAUGGGUUAGACUUGCCAACUUUCGAUAGCACUUGGGUUGAAACAAAGACCAAACAAGCUGCAUUCAAUUUGGAAAAAUUAGACUCGGAUUUAAAAAAUUAUAAAUCAAAUUCGAUCAAGGAGAGCAUUCGACGUGGCCAUGAUGACUUGGGCGAUCACUAUUUGACCUGUGGGGAUCUCACCAAUGCGCUAAAAUGCUAUUCGCGUGCACGCGACUAUUGCACAAGCGGCAAACAUGUGAUCAAUAUGUGUCUGAACGUGAUUAAAGUGUCGUUGUACUUACAGAACUGGGCGCAUGUGCUUAGCUAUGUCAACAAAGCAGAGAGCACACCUGAUUUCAUGGAGGGUCCAAAAGAAGCCAACUUGUCCGUUGCAACGCGUCUUAAGUGCGCUGCAGGCCUUGCCGAAUUGCAGACAAGAAAAUACAAAUCAGCAGCCAAGAAAUUUUUGCAAGCCAGCUUCGAUCACUGCGAGUUUCCAGAGAUGCUCUCUCAAAACAAUAUUGCUACUUAUGGUGGACUUUGUGCACUAGCCACUUUUGAUCGCCAAGAGCUGCAAAGAAAUGUAAUAUCGUCGAGCUCGUUCAAGUUGUUUCUCGAAUUAGAGCCACAACUGCGUGAUAUAAUUUUUAAAUUCUACGAAUCGAAAUACGCGUCCUGCCUGAAGUUACUCGAUGAUAUUCGCGAUAAUUUGUUGCUAGAUAUGUACAUAGCACCACACGUUAACACACUCUACACAAAGAUACGAAAUCGCGCGCUAAUUCAAUACUUUAGUCCUUAUUUAUCGGCCGAUAUGCGUAAAAUGGCUACCGCUUUUAACCGCAGUGUGCCCGCUUUGGAAAACGAGGUUAUGCAACUUAUUUUAGAUGGCCAAAUACAGGCGCGUAUUGAUUCCCAAAACAAAAUACUGUGCGCCAAAGAAGCUGAUCAGCGUAACAGCACUUUUGAGCGUGCCAUUAGUAUGAGUAGGGAAUAUCAAAGGCGUUUGCGUAUGUCCAUUUUGCGUGUAGCAAUGCUUAGCAGCCACAUUCAAGUCAAGAAUGUUCCACGCGACUCUGGCAAUCAUGGUACGGAUUUCUGUGUGACUCCUGGAUCGAGCACUACCGCCGCCGUUAGAAACUGAAUUAUUUGCUACGUUUCAGAUGACUAAAUUUGAACUCAACUAACACAUUAUUAUAAUUAAUAUUUCAUUCAUUAAAAAUUCUGAAUAUACGGUUCUUAUUUUAUUUCAA
Molecule: messenger RNA, 1733 nt
Organism: Anastrepha obliqua
Lineage: Eukaryota; Metazoa; Arthropoda; Insecta; Diptera; Tephritidae
Gene: CSN1b
Product: COP9 signalosome complex subunit 1b
Exons: 4
Coding region: 110-1624 (504 amino acids)
Cellular component (GO): COP9 signalosome
Source: RefSeq, a predicted model, not a curated record